CUGGGCAAUGCAGUGGUUAAGAGGAUGGCCGGAGGGCCUUUAGGCGAGCCUUGGCCCUCCCACUGACCAGCUGUGUGCUUCUGAGUAAGGUGUAGACUUUCUAGGUACUGCCGUGUUUUUUUGUUUUUGUUUUUUUAAUCUGAGAGGCCGCAUAACCUAGCUAGCGGGUUCUUUGCAAGGGUUCAUUCCACAUGCAUCCUGCCAGACACUGGGCUGGGUGUUGGAAGAUCAGCCUUCCAUGCGCCAGGCGGGGUCUCUGCCCUCACAGAGCUUGCAGCCUGGUGGGGUCGGACAGUGUGGCUGCGGAGCUUCUCUGCCCGGCUCCUGACACACCGGCAGCAGUGCAGGUCCGGGGAGCGCGGGGAGACCGCCCGCAGGGUAACGUGUGGAGCCAGCCGGCCGGACAGUGCGCAUGCACACACUACCUGCGGCGGUGUGCUGACAAGCCAAUUGCAGGUACUCCAUCUUACAAAACGCGCUUCAUGUCGCCGCCAUUCCAAUGCCUAACCCAGAGAGGGCAGGCACGACGGGGAGCAGUCCCGAAGGCGGCUGGCGCCAGGCCGAGCACCGCGCUUUGACAGCUGGAGUCCGGGAGACGUCUUUGGGCCUCGCAUGCGCGAUGCUCUCGCCCUGCCCCACCUCUCGGUCGCGGAUUGGCGGGCGUGGGUCACGUGGGCACACCACCCGUUUCCUCGCCGCAGGGGGCCCGCCCGCCGGCUCGUUUCCGGUCCGGUGGGUCCAAGAUGACUGAGCCGGGCGCCUCUCCCGAGGACCCUUGGGUCAAGGCAAGCCCCGUGGGCGCGCACGCCAGCGAGGGGAGGGCGGGUCGGGCUCGUGCACGUAGGGGGUCCGGAAGACGAGGGGCUUCCCUCCUGUCCCCAAAGUCCCCCAUGCUCUCCGGGCCCCGGGGCUGCAGAGAAGACAGCUCUCACCCCGCGUGUGCCAAGGUGGAGUAUGCCUACAGCGACAACAGCCUGGACCCCGGGCUUUUUGUAGAAAGCACCCGCAAGGGGAAUGUAGUGUCCAGAGCUAAUAGCAUCGGUUCCACCAGUGCCUCUUCUGUCCCCAACACAGAUGACGAGGACAGUGAUUACCACCAGGAGGCCUACAAGGAGUCCUACAAAGACCGGCGGCGGCGAGCACACACUCAGGCUGAGCAGAAGAGGAGGGACGCCAUCAAGAGAGGCUAUGAUGACCUUCAGACCAUCGUCCCCACUUGCCAGCAGCAGGACUUCUCCAUUGGCUCCCAAAAGCUCAGCAAAGCCAUCGUUCUACAAAAGAGUAUGGCUAGGGAAAGCACUGGAGGGGCUGGAGUCAAGAGGGGCUGUGAAGAGGCCAGCGCCUCCUACCCACCCAUGGCUCGGCCUUGGUUUGCCAUUGACUACAUUCAGUUUUUGCACAAGGAGAAGAAAAAGCAGGAGGAGGAGGUGUCCACAUUACGCAAGGAUGUCACGGCCCUAAAGAUCAUGAAAGUGAACUAUGAGCAGAUUGUGAAGGCACACCAGGACAACCCCCAUGAAGGGGAGGACCAGGUCUCUGACCAGGUCAAGUUCAACGUGUUUCAAGGCAUCAUGGAUUCCCUGUUCCAGUCCUUCAAUGCCUCCAUCUCGGUGGCCAGCUUCCAGGAGCUGUCAGCCUGUGUCUUCAGCUGGAUUGAGGAGCACUGUAAGCCUCAGACCCUGCGGGAGAUUGUGAUUGGCGUCCUGCACCAAUUGAAAAACCAGCUUUACUGACCAGUUCUUGGAAACCUGCAGAACAGCCAACAAGAGGCCCUUGAAUCUCUACUUGGCCACUAAACUGCUGGGCCCGUGAGACUGGACUACAACACCUCACACUGCUCAGCUGGUUUCUACUUGGUGUUUGGUUUUCCCAGCCCCAUUUUAUCUUCAGUGGAGCUGCGGUGUUUUGUGAAAGCUUCUGAUUAAUUUAUUAUAUUGACGAUAAAACUAGACCUAACCAGCCUAUCCCCCACUCCAUGGAAGUCCUUGGGAUGGGUGUCUGCUCUGGACACCCCAAAGAGCUCCUGCCCUCUCAGCCCUUUCUUCAAGCCUCAGAUUUCUACUCAUAAUCUACACAGAUUUGGAAACUUUUUUCUCUGUUUUGGUCUCGGGCAACAUUUGGCCCACAUUUGGGCAUUUUGGCAGUAGCUGUAUGGGAGAAAAAGAGUAAGAGGAAAUAUUCCCACCGCCACGAAGGGUGAAAGGGCACCUUGUGCCUAGACUAGGGCUGCCUGGUCAGUCCCAGGUGAGGCCAAGGGCUUUCUGGCCAUCUUAGGGAGGGGCCACCAGGUUCCUCCCCUCGCUUCAUAAUCCAUCACCUUCCUCCUCUGCUCUGGGUGGUAAGGGAAGCCCUCCUGGUUCCCACAGGCUGUGAUGCUGCAGAGGCAGGUGUAAUACAGCAGUACAUACUGGAAAUUUUUUAUUUUUCUAAAUACCAAUGGAAUUUUGCUACGGUUACAAUUUUGAAAUAUUAAGUGGGCCUCAAAAUCACCCCCAGCCUUUCUGUCUAGCAUAUCUUGGCCUCUCCCAUGUCUCAGUGUUGCCUGCGUUUCUCCUAGGACUUGGGGGUGGGGUGAAAGAGUACAAAAGAUACUCGAAAGGUCUCCUGGGGUACACAAGCCCAGUAGGUCCUGAGUGAAGCUGUGGGCCCUCCAAAUGCUCAUUUUAUAGCAACCUCUCUCUGCCUUAGUUCUCCAGGUUCACUUCUGCCUUCCUCAGGUUUGGUAUCUGGCAGGUUUGACUAUCCAGAGGAAAUUAAAUAUUUUUAUAUCAAAUUAAAUUACAAUAAAUGUUGCCAAAUGCUUUCCUUUA
Messenger RNA from Cercocebus atys (sooty mangabey), 2810 nucleotides. RefSeq names its product MLX, MAX dimerization protein (gene MLX). Gene Ontology annotation, molecular function: DNA-binding transcription factor activity, RNA polymerase II-specific; RNA polymerase II cis-regulatory region sequence-specific DNA binding; protein dimerization activity. Gene Ontology annotation, biological process: regulation of transcription by RNA polymerase II. The record is from RefSeq and is a predicted model, not a curated record. Gene Ontology annotation, cellular component: nucleus. The transcript has 8 exons. Bases 744 to 1733 code for a protein of 329 amino acids. NCBI's taxonomy places the organism in Eukaryota, Metazoa, Chordata, Mammalia, Primates, Cercopithecidae.